Molecule: messenger RNA, 399 nt
Organism: Gavia stellata (red-throated loon)
Lineage: Eukaryota; Metazoa; Chordata; Aves; Gaviiformes; Gaviidae
Product: protein S100-A4-like
Exons: 2
Coding region: 12-320 (102 amino acids)
Cellular component (GO): cytoplasm
Molecular function (GO): transition metal ion binding; calcium ion binding
Source: RefSeq, a predicted model, not a curated record
UGGCAUCCCCCAUGGCGUGUCCCCUGGAGCAGGCGCUGGCCGUGAUUGUCUCCACCUUCCACAAGUACUCGGGGAAGGAGGGGGACAAGUACAAGCUCAGCAAGCAGGAGCUCAAGGAGAUGCUCAUGAAGGAGCUGCCCAGCUUCAGCGUAAGUAGACAAACCAAUGAGGCCAGCUUACAGCAGCUCAUGGGCCACCUGGACAGCAACAGUGACAACGAGGUGGAUUUCCAAGAGUACGUGACCUUCCUGGCCUGCAUGGCCAUGAUGUGCAACGACUUCUUCCAGGACUGCCCCGACAAGAUGCCGCGCAAGAAGUGAGCGGGGGGCACCAGCCCUGGGCUGCGCCGCUGCCCCCAGGACCCUCCCGUUGUCUUCCUGAUGCUCUUUCAAUAAAGGU